This is a messenger RNA of Mobula hypostoma (lesser devil ray), 2054 nucleotides long. RefSeq names its product CDK5 regulatory subunit associated protein 1 (gene cdk5rap1). The transcript is spliced from 13 exons. Gene Ontology annotation, molecular function: 4 iron, 4 sulfur cluster binding; methylthiotransferase activity. The record is from RefSeq and is a predicted model, not a curated record. Gene Ontology annotation, cellular component: mitochondrion. Bases 26 to 1804 code for a protein of 592 amino acids. Gene Ontology annotation, biological process: tRNA modification; negative regulation of cyclin-dependent protein serine/threonine kinase activity. NCBI's taxonomy places the organism in Eukaryota, Metazoa, Chordata, Chondrichthyes, Myliobatiformes, Myliobatidae.
UGUCGAGGGAGGCGGUACUGACGCCAUGAGGCCUACUGAGGUUGUGAGGCGGUUGUUCCAUUCUAGCCCAGCGGCCGUGAAGGGUGGUUUUGGAUGGGUACCUCGAAUUUCGGCGGCCAAGGCCGCCGCCACCGCCACGAUCCGACGCCGACCGCCUUUAGGUGUUGUUCCGUUUGCCAGGCUAUCAGAUGGGCCUGGUCUCCGGGAGUUCCUUCGGUCGCCAGCCGGGAGCGGGGCAGCGGUGAUGGUGAAGUGUCCUGACGAGGAGUCGCUGCCCCCCUACCUGAGCGGGGAGCCGGAGCCCGGUGGCGAUCGAACUGUGUACUUUGAAACCUAUGGGUGUCAAAUGAACGUUAACGACACAGAAAUUGCUUGGUCUAUCCUCCAGAAAAAUGGUUAUAAGAAAGCCAACAGCUGUGCAGAGGCUGAUGUGAUUUUACUUGUAACUUGUUCAAUCAGAGAGAAGGCAGAACAGACCAUCUGGAACAGGCUGAAACAACUUGCUGUACUGAAAUCCAAGCGAGCAAAAUCUCAAGUUCCACUUAAAAUAGGAAUUUUAGGUUGCAUGGCUGAAAGGCUGAAAGAGGAAAUCCUGGAAAAAGAAAAGCUUAUUGAUGUUCUUGCUGGGCCAGAUUCAUACCGUGAUCUUCCCAGACUUCUAACAGUCGCUGAAACAGGUCAAAAGGCUGUGAAUGUGUUAUUGUCACUGGAUGAGACCUAUGCAGAUGUCAUGCCGGUUCAAGUCAAUUCCCAGACAAAAACUGCAUUUAUUUCUAUCAUGCGGGGAUGCAACAACAUGUGCAGUUAUUGUGUUGUUCCUUUCACACGUGGGCAAGAGAGAAGCAGACCAAUUUCUUCCAUUUUACAAGAAGUCAAAAUCCUUUCAGACCAGGGUGUAAAGGAGAUUACACUACUGGGUCAGAAUGUCAACAGUUACUGUGAUACAUCAGAGAUUCAGUUUCUCACAAGGGAGCCAACACACCUGAGCCGUGGGUUUAGGACUAUUUACAGGAAUAAACUAGGUGGCUUGCGUUUUGCCAGUUUAUUGGAUCAGGUUUCAAGGAUUGAUCCUGAGAUGAGAAUCCGUUUCACAUCACCUCACCCCAAGGAUUUCCCAGAUGAGGUUUUGCAACUUAUCCAGGAGAGAGCCAACAUUUGCAAACAUAUCCAUUUGCCAGCACAGAGUGGGAGCACAGCUAUACUAAAAGCUAUGAGAAGAGGGUAUACAAGAGAAGCAUAUUUGGAACUAGUUGAACACAUACGCAAAAUCAUCCCAGGUGUAAGUUUAAGUAGCGAUUUCAUUGCUGGAUUUUGUGGUGAGACCGAGGACGAUCACUUUCAGACCAUAUCUCUUCUUCGAGAGGUCCAAUAUAAUGUGGGAUAUCUUUUUGCUUACAGCAUGAGAAAGAAGACGCAUGCCUACCAUAGGCUGAAGGACAGUGUUCCUGCCUUUGUAAAGCAACGUCGAUUGGAAGAGCUUAUUACUGUAUUCCGAGAGGAGGCAACUAAACUGAACACUGAACUCGUUGGAACUGAACAGGUUGUGCUGGUAGAAGGGGUUAGUAAACGAUCCAACGUAGAAUUGUGUGGACGAAUUGAUGGUAACAUUAAAGUAAUAUUUCCCAAUUUGGCAAUACCAUGUGAUAGGUCAUCAGACCUGUGUGCUUCUAUCAGAUCUGGGGACUAUGUAUCAGUGCAAAUAACAUCAGCCAAUUCUCAAAGUUUAAAGGGUAUUCCCAUUUGCCAUAAAACCUUGAGUAAAUCUACAGAAGUGAUAUCCAAACAAUUUGCAGACUGUCUGUAAUGAAAAAUAGCAUUCAGUGGGAAAAGUGCUGAAAUGAGUUUUAUGAGAUGAAGAAUGAUUGGAGAAAGUAUAAAGUUAUGCUUCACCGGAAAACUUUGCUGAGGGUAAUGAAGUGGAGCUUUUGCAUUUUUCAUCAGAGGAAGUACACAUAAUGUGGAGUUCAAAAAUGCAUACAUCUGCAUGUUUAAGUUCAAAUGGGAUCAAAUUUGUGAUUGAACCUAAAAUUUUGCUACAAAAUAAACUAUGAUUA